This is a messenger RNA of Urocitellus parryii (Arctic ground squirrel), 1525 nucleotides long. RefSeq names its product zinc finger protein 485 (gene Znf485). The record is from RefSeq and is a predicted model, not a curated record. Gene Ontology annotation, molecular function: RNA polymerase II cis-regulatory region sequence-specific DNA binding; DNA-binding transcription factor activity, RNA polymerase II-specific. NCBI's taxonomy places the organism in Eukaryota, Metazoa, Chordata, Mammalia, Rodentia, Sciuridae. Gene Ontology annotation, biological process: regulation of transcription by RNA polymerase II.
GGAAGGCGCGCCAAGGCUCUCACCCCAUCGCGCAGCUCGGGUGGUAGUCGUCUCUCACCGUUCAGUUCCAGAGUCUGGCCGCCUCGAGGAGCCCGGGUCCUGAGCCCCUCAGGGGUUGGCGGGUCCUGGGGCAGGUUGGCUAACGCAGGAUUCCCUGCCAUUGCUUGGAAGAGACAGAUGGCGCUAAGACUACCAAGACCCCAGAUCCAGGAGUCAUUGACAUUUGGGGAUGUCACUGUGACCUUUACCCAGCUGGAGUGGAGAUACCUGGAUGCUGACCAGCAGGCCCUGUACAGGGAUGUGGUGAUGGAGAACUAUGGGAAUCUGGUGUCUGUGGGGCUUCUCUCUUCCAAACCCAAACUAAUUACUCAGUUGGAGCAAGGAGAGGAGCCUUGGAUGGAGGUGCAAGAGGUUCCCUCAGUCCAAGAGUAUUGGCCUAAAACAAAGAUGUCAGCCCUAAGGCAAAAUCCUUCCGAAGGAUCUGUUCUUGGAGAGCAAGCAAAAACUCUCAUGUUGGAAAGAGGCCUGGAUUGGGAGAGCAGAAACUCCACAGAGAAGAAAUCCUAUAAAUGCAAGGAAUGUGGGAAAGUCUUCAAAUAUAACACCUCCUUUAUUAGCCACCAGAGAAACCACAUUCAUGAGAAACCAUAUAAAUGUAAAGAAUGUGGGAUAGCUUUUAUGAGCAGUUCAUCUCUUUUAAAUCAUCAUCAAAUUCAUUUGGGCAGUCCACCUUAUAGAUGUAGUAAAUGUGGGAAAUUCUUCAAGAAACCAUCAACAUUUAUUAACCAUCAGAAGAAUGAAUCUAGAGAAAAAUCCCAUAAAUGCAAUGAAUGUGGAAAAGCUUUCAGAAAGAAUUCUAUCCUUUUAAGUCAUCAGAGAGUUCACACUGGCCAGAAACCCUACAAAUGUGAAAUCUGUGGGAAAGUCUUCGCUCAGAAUUCAUCCCUUACUCAGCACAAAAGAAUACAUAGUGGAGAGAAACCUUUUAAAUGUAACUCAUGUGGGAAAGCUUUCAGGGAUAGAUCAACUAUAUGGCAACACCAAAGAAUCCAUACUGGUGAGAAACCAUAUAUGUGUAAUGAAUGUGGAAAAGCUUUUUGGAAGAGCUCAGCUCUUAAUAAUCAUCGAAGAAUGCAUGUAGGAGAGAAACCCUAUCACUGUAAUCAAUGAGGGAAAUCUUUCAGGUACCGCUCAUCUUUGAUUUAUCAUCAAAAGACUAGUGGAAAUAAACCCUAUCACUGUAAAGACUAGGAAAGCUUUCAUGAAGACCUCACCCUUCCUGGACAUCAGAAAAUUCAUACUGGAGAAAAAUCCUAUCAAUAUAAGAAGUGUAGGAAGUUGUUUUGGCACCUCUCAGGUCUUAUUGAGCAUCAGAGGCUGCAUACCAGAGAAAAACCUUACAAAUGUAAUGAAUGGGGGAAGAGUUCAGCCCUUAAACAACAUAAGAAAAUUCAUUAUCAAGAAAGAGCAGUCUAAUGUUAGUGUGGUAACUCAUGCAGGAGUGGUUUAUUCCUUCCUAUCAUUA